UCAUGAUCUGUAAAGUUGCCCUAGAUAUAUAUAAAUAUAAUUUAUAAAUAUAUAUAUACAAUGCUAUCUCCUCUCCAGCCAAACCAAGACCCAAUCUAAUAUAUAUUUCCUUCUAAACCCAAAAAGUCCGUGCCCAAAGAAACACCCCAUUAGCAAGCGCAAGAGCAAGCGCCUUCUGUAUACUGCUAUAUCUAUCUACCAAAGCCAGCCCUCUACCUUCCAAAUACAGCUCUUCGCUACAAUAUUGAAGCCGAUCUUCGACGAGUGAAUAGGAGGAAGAUGUCUCGCACAUGCUCGCAGUGCGGGAACAACGGCCACAACUCGCGCACCUGCACGGACGCCGGCGGGGGAGAGAGCGGAAUCAUGCUGUUUGGCGUGCGGGUCACUGAGGGAAACUCGUUCAGAAAGAGUGCCAGCAUGAACAAUCUCUCGCAGUACGAUCAGCAGCCUCAAGAUUCCAACGCUGAGGCCGGCUAUGCCUCCGACGACGUCGUUCACCCCUCCGGUCGCUGCCGUGAGCGCAAGAGAGGAGUGCCAUGGACUGAGGAGGAGCACAGACUUUUCCUGCUGGGCUUGCAAAAGGUAGGAAAAGGAGAUUGGAGAGGGAUUUCGAGAAACUUCGUAAAAACACGAACUCCAACACAGGUGGCGAGCCACGCUCAGAAGUACUUUCUCCGCCGCACCAACCAGAAUCGGAGACGCCGGAGAUCUAGUCUCUUUGACAUCACUGCUGAUACGUUUUUGGGUUCCUCCAUGGACGAAGAUCAAGUGCACCAAGAAACUGCACCGCUGCCGAAGCCACAGCCACAUCUAAGCCAUAGUCAUGGUGGGUUUCCGUUGUCAAGUUUUCCCGUGGCGCUCGCUCCGGCUGUGGUAGCAGUACCACUUGCUGUUGAAAACCCGUUGGAAAAUCUCUCUUUAGGACCCAACAAUCACGUAAGGAUGUCAAGCAAGCCCAUCAGGCCGAUACCUAUGCUACCAGUCCCUCCAUCUUCAAAAAUGGCCGAUCUUAAUCUGAAUCAGAAAACGCAAGCGGACCCAUCGCCUUUGUCCCUGAAGCUCUCUAUAGAAUCGUCGGGUGAGCAGUCACCACCGGCAACACACUCGUCAGCUUUUCAGGCUAUUCCCGGCAACUUCAGCAGCAGUGGAGAUAGCAUUAUCAGUGUUGCGUAAAGAAUAUAUGCUGAAGACCAUGCUGUAAAGGUUGCAGACCAAAGUUGGGAUUAGUUAUGAUAAAAUUUAAUUCAAUUAGGCUGGAAACUAAAGAAAAAAAGGAAUCAGGUUAUUAGGUAAGUAGGUGAUUAGUUGCUUGUCUGUACAGAUUUAGAGAAAAUCUAUCUAGGUAAAUAGGAUGUCGCUUUCAGUGUGGUGGAUUCUUGUUUGAAUGUCUGGUUGCUUUUGGAGUGAAAUGAUAAGAGCAUCAGGUACCUUGCCUAUUAUGUGUUCUGCUCUGGUUUGUUGGAGCUUCAACUAGGAAAAAUAUCUGAAAGUUGAAUAUUCUCUUUAUCUGAUAA
Molecule: messenger RNA, 1514 nt
Organism: Carya illinoinensis
Lineage: Eukaryota; Viridiplantae; Streptophyta; Magnoliopsida; Fagales; Juglandaceae
Product: transcription factor MYB1R1
Exons: 3
Coding region: 280-1173 (297 amino acids)
Biological process (GO): response to gibberellin; response to ethylene; response to auxin
Molecular function (GO): zinc ion binding; DNA binding
Source: RefSeq, a predicted model, not a curated record